AUGACAGCGACCGUGCCGAUCGCGCUGUACGAGGGUGUGCCGGAGGUAUAUGAAGGAGCGGGAUGUGGAGGUGGUGGCGUGCUGAAGGAGCUGGGCCCCGGAAUCACCUUCAGUGCGGAAGGCGAGGUCUCCGCGCUGGAGUGCUUCAACUGGAAAAACUCGGAGAUCGAGGGCACGGACAAGAGGGGACAUUUCAGGCGUGUGCAGGCGAGCUAUGUAAGCGAGGGGAAAGACAUUCCGCAGGAGAUGCUGUUCCUCGAUGACGCUACGUAUAAUAGUGUUGUCGCUGAUCUCGCAGCAGCCCAACCACAGACACCACUCGCAACCCCACCCCCUUUCACCUUCACCUACUCCACUAUCAUGGCCGGUGCACCUAAGAAGGGAGCUAAGCCCAGCGCUGCCGUCAACGUUGCGGGCAGCAUCCCCACUCCCAAGGCUGCCUCGCCCGGCAAGCCUUCCUCGCCCCCUCCGAGCAAGGGUGCUCCCGCCGCUACUGAGACGGCCAAGGCCAAGGUCGGCGGGAAGGCGCCCAAGAAGAAGUAG
Coniophora puteana RWD-64-598 SS2 is the source of this 543-nucleotide messenger RNA. RefSeq lists its product as uncharacterized. The transcript is spliced from 6 exons. The record is from RefSeq and is a predicted model, not a curated record. Lineage: Eukaryota; Fungi; Basidiomycota; Agaricomycetes; Boletales; Coniophoraceae. Bases 1 to 543 code for a protein of 180 amino acids.